GCCGCGCGUGACCGCCGGCGCCGCCAGCCCCGCGCCGAGCCCGCGCGCCCCGGCCCGGCCGAGCGAUGCUGCUGCUGGCCGCCGCCUUCCUCGUGGCGUUCGUGCUGCUGCUCUACAUGGUGUCGCCGCUCAUCAGCCCCAAGCCCCUCGCCCUGCCCGGGGCGCAUGUGGUGGUUACAGGAGGCUCCAGUGGCAUUGGAAAGUGUGUUGCUAUUGAAUGCUAUAAACAAGGAGCGUUUAUAACUCUGGUUGCACGAAAUGAGGACAAACUGCUGCAGGCAAAGAAAGAAAUUGAAAAACACUCCGUUAAUGAUAAACAGGUGGUACUUUGUAUAUCUGUCGACGUGUCUCAAGACUACAGCCAAGUAGAGAAUGUCAUAAAACAAGCACAGGAGAAACUGGGCCCUGUGGACAUGCUUGUAAACUGUGCAGGAAUGUCCCUUUCAGGAAAAUUCGAAGAUCUUGAAGUUAGUACUUUUGAAAGACUCAUGAGCGUCAACUACCUGGGCAGCGUGUACCCCAGCCGAGCGGUGAUCACCACCAUGAAGGAGCGCCGUGUGGGCAGGAUUGUCUUUGUGUCCUCCCAGGCGGGCCAGCUGGGGUUGUUCGGUUUCACGGCCUACUCUUCGUCCAAGUUCGCCAUCAGGGGACUGGCUGAAGCUUUGCAGAUGGAGGUGAAGCCGUAUAACGUCUACGUCACAGUUGCCUACCCGCCAGACACAGACACCCCUGGGUUCGCCGAAGAAAACAAAACAAAGCCUUUGGAGACUCGGCUCAUUUCAGAGACCACAUCUGUUUGCAAACCAGAGCAAGUGGCCAAACAAAUUGUUAAAGAUGCCAUACAAGGGAAUUUUAACAGUUCCAUUGGCUCAGAUGGGUACAUGCUCUCGUCCCUGACCUGUGGAAUGGCUCCGGUAACUUCUAUCACUGAAGGGCUCCAGCAGGUGGUCACCAUGGGCCUUUUCCGCACUAUCGCUUUGUUUUACAUUGGAAGUUUCGACAGCAUAGUUCGUCGCUGUAUGAUGCAGAGAGCAAAAUCUGAAAUUGCAGACAAAACUGCCUAAUUCUUACCCGUCGGAAAAAGACUGUUUCUAAAUAAUCUGAACAGCUUGCUGCUAAAUGGGACCCAGAUUUUGGCCUACAGACACUUAUGUAUUGCUUUUGAAUAUGUGAGAUUGGACCACUGCUCUUCAGAAACCUGGCUGCAAGCGAGGGGAUAGAAGUUCAACUCCAGACAAUAUUAUUAAUACUAUGCAAAUGUGGAAUAGGAGACCACUGGAUUCUCUGAAGUGGAGAGGUGCUGAUGGUAUGGGAACUAAUAGCGUGUGAGCAGGGUAAAGAACAGGAUUUCAGAGUGAUCAUUGAAAUUUUUUCUAUUUAUUCUGUUUUUCCCCAUAGAAAUCAAGUCCAGAAAUGUACUUUGUGACACGUAAGAAGUCUUAAGGACUUUUUAAACCUUCCAUGAAAGGCAGUUUAUGGGUUUCUAAAGCCUUUUUUUUUCUUUUUAGCUUGGUAUAUUUUAUUCAAGAUGAGUUUUACACAUUGCCAGUGAGUCCCAAUGCAUAAUAAUGUCCCUGACUCACUUUGCUACUGGUGGACCCUUGUGGCUUCUCUCUCUCUUUGAUCCCAUAACACUACAAGGGGGAUGGGAGAGGGCAAUGCAGUGGAGGAGAAGGAGAUAAAUAUUUUCCAGUAGGAAAAAUAAUGCUGUCUUGUCUUCGUUAGACUUGAAUGCCAAGGGCCCUUUUCAUUUUUCACUCAUGGGGAAAAGCAGCCUCCUAAAACGUUUUCUGAAAGAAGUAAAAUCGUAGAAGCUUAAAAGUUUACAAUUUCUUCAAUAGCCAUGAUGACCUGAAGUUCCAUUCCAUUAUAGUGUCUUUUCAUUCUACCCAUCUCUUCCUUUCCUAUUUUGCUGAUACUGCUAUAAUAUUUUUGUAAAAAAAAAAAAAAAAAGAAAAAAGAAGACCAGUUAAAAAUUUUUGGCUUGAAUUUUUAAAUUAAUUCAUGAAUUAAUUAAAACAAAUGAAAAAACUUAAGAAGUGUGACAUUCUUCUCCUUGUAGCAUAAAUGUAGCUUUUAGGAAAGGCUGGCGAUAGGAUAUUUAAAUUUUACUCAUUCAGAACAGAAAGUAGGACGACAAGGCCCAUUUUGAAGAUACUCGCUUUUGAAAUAAAAUGAUCACCCCAUUCUUUCUGUGACUCUCCCACUGACUUUGAGAACAUUCUCUUCAAACCACAUGGUAAGGAAGCCCAGUUGUCGCUCUCGCAAUAUAACCCUGGAAAUCCUCUUGGCCUCGUGAAUGUUGUUUCCAGAUUACAGGCUCUGUUGUUCAUUAGUGGAUUUCCACAAUAAGUGCCUAUGAUGAGUUUUAGCCAAUGUUACCGCUCCAUCCUGUCAUUGUAUGUGGUCCUCCUACUUGAGGACAGUUACCUUCCUUGUAAUGCUGUAUCCCCUCCUUCUUGCAUACACAGUAUGCAUAUACAGUAGCACAUUCCAGUUCACUUUGGUGAGAAAAGACCACCGCUUUUGAAGAAGAAACUUUUUUAUUAUUAAAACCCCCACAAUUCUACAAAAGAUUAAAGACCUAAAAAUUAUAGCAAACCUUUUUUGCUCUUGAGUUUUUGAACCUCUUGACUUUAAAAUGACUUAAUAUUUAAAAAGUAAAAUGUUUAAUAGCUUUAAUCCAUGGUGUUUUUUAAAUUAAGAUCUGAGACUGGCAUAUUUUAAACACUGAUAAAGACAGAAGAAAUGAUUACUUAAUAUCUAAGUUGCUUGGAUGACUUCAUUGCAGUUCAUAGGGGUGGGUUGAUGCCAUAAAUGGUUUCAUGAAUCUUUCAGUCUUGUGUAGCCAUCGUUUGCAAACUCCGUUGAGUCAUAUUGUGCAGCCUCGAAAAUGGAGUAUUGGCUGUAUUUUCCUAAUUUGCAGAAAACAGUUACAUUAAUAUCAGGAUGUUUCUCAAUUUUAUUCUUUUCUCAUAAAUGUUCCUUGAAUGUUGGCACCUUCUCCUGCUGGUGUAUAUUAAAAUUUAGUCCAAGAUGGCAUCUCAUUUAAUAAAAUUAACUAUUUAACAAUAGUUUUUUCAAUAUACGUUUCUUAAGGUGUCCUUAUAGACAGUACUGUCACCUCAGGUAAUCUGCCUGCACAAAUUUAAGAGCUCCCGUUCUCUGGUGAGAGAUAUUACCCCCAACCCAAUUGAAGCUCAGACAUAGCAGGAGAUUUGUGGAGAUGAUAAUUUCAGAGAAUGGGCUUCUUUGUCAGAGAUGUCAAAGGUCCACAGUCCUGUAUUCAAAAAACUUUGGAAAGGUGGUUUUUUUUUUUCUUUCUAAAUUUGGUGCCAUAAUUCAUUUGAUAGCAAAACCUGACAUGAACUGACAUGAGAUUAUGAUAGUUCUUAUUUAUGCCACUUCCUGGACUGUUUAUUAAUUUCACCUGAAAAAAUACCAGUGGGUUUGAUUAUAGGUAUUGCCCCAGACUCUGUGGUGUUUUGUCAUAUCCAGUAUAUGCCCCAUAUUACCUUUUCAAAAUCCAAAAUCUGAUGAAUUCUGAAACACAUCUGGCCCAGAGGGUUUUGGACAAGGGAUUGUGGACAUUUAAGCCGCGUCACCCAAUGACCUGACUUCAUCCAAAACAUGUAACUAUUACAAGGCAAAUUCUACUUUUUACUUUUUUUGGCUCAAUUCUUGUACCACUUUUUUUACAUUGACUUGUUUUUUUGCUCGAGGGAAGAAAAAAAGCUCUGAGUCAGACUGUUUGUUAGGGAAACUGUUGGCUUUUUUUUAAGGAUUGCAUUGACUCGUCACUUUAUGUUAUACCCAGAAGUUGUUGACUCUCAUCUCUGGCAGAAGUUUAUCAUAAUUCCGCUGAAAUGUGGGCUCUCCGUAUGUGACUGACCACAGGGUUUUAUGCCAGUUUCAGUUCUGAAGUGCCUCCCUCUGCUAGGUUCGGUUGUACUGUUUUAUUAUUGUGUAUUUGUGAGUCUAUUUAUUUUAAAAUGUUUAGUGUCAUUCAGCCCUAGAAAUCUCACAGUAUCUUCAAGGAUAAUUGAAAAAGGUAUAAAAAAUAAUCCUCAUUUCUUUUUACAAAAACAAAGUCAAGGGAAUUGUUCUUUUCUAUAUUUUUUAAAUUUAAUUUUCACAGCUGAAAAGAGAAGAAAUUAAAAAUGCUGUUAAUGAUGGCCUCUUUACAUUGAUACUUGUAUAUAUUUAGUUAUAAGGCUUUAUUGGGAUCUGUUAAACCAUAUAUUGUUAAUUCAUGGAAGUGAAAUGUUGAGAGACCAAUAUUUAGAUGACAAAAGCAUUUUGGUAGUAGUUGCCUCGAUUCAAAGAAUUGUAUGUCUUUGUCUUUCUAGAAGCAGGCAAUACAUAAUAAUUUUUCCUUUUACUGAAUUAUAUCAUCAGGUGAUUUAAUUUUAUUACAUCAUGUUCUAAUUUAAACAUGUCCUACUCGAGGACACUGAAAUAUUCAUACUUUUUGAUGUAAGAUGCUUUGUGUCUUUCUCAUUUCCUUUAGUUCUUAGUAACUCAGCCCUACAAAGUACCUGCUAACCAUGAUCUUCCGUAUGCUGGACUAAAUCUCAUUUAGUUCAGGGCAGUGACGGCAGACUUGAUAUUUUGAAGAGCAGGCAAUAGCUAUUAUAUUUUACACUUGCUUGGUGUGAAAACUCUAAAGACAUUUUUAAACUGAGAAGAGUGCACAUGGCUAUUUUGAUAUAUAUUAGAACUUGUGUUUGCUACUUUAGAAGCUUUUGUGCCAGAAUUGUAACCUAAUUUUCAUAUCUUGUAUUUCUGAAUCACAAGAAAAAAAUAAAUGGGGAACAAGCUUUACAGAUUUGAAAACUUA
Equus caballus (horse) is the source of this 4840-nucleotide messenger RNA. It is a transcript of the gene KDSR, whose product is annotated as 3-ketodihydrosphingosine reductase. The record is from RefSeq and is a predicted model, not a curated record. Gene Ontology annotation, molecular function: 3-dehydrosphinganine reductase activity. NCBI's taxonomy places the organism in Eukaryota, Metazoa, Chordata, Mammalia, Perissodactyla, Equidae. Gene Ontology annotation, cellular component: endoplasmic reticulum membrane. Gene Ontology annotation, biological process: sphingolipid biosynthetic process.